This is a messenger RNA of Acanthisitta chloris (rifleman), 1545 nucleotides long. RefSeq names its product WNT inhibitory factor 1 (gene WIF1). NCBI's taxonomy places the organism in Eukaryota, Metazoa, Chordata, Aves, Passeriformes, Acanthisittidae. The transcript has 8 exons. Gene Ontology annotation, molecular function: signaling receptor binding. The record is from RefSeq and is a predicted model, not a curated record. The coding region runs from base 47 to 847 and encodes 266 amino acids. Gene Ontology annotation, biological process: anatomical structure development. Gene Ontology annotation, cellular component: cell surface; extracellular region.
GUACUACUAUGAGUUCCUGUCUUUGCACUCUUUGGAUAAAGGCAUAAUGGCUGAUCCAACUAUAAAUAUCCCUCUGCUUGGAACAGUUCCUCAUAAAGCAUCAGUCGUUCAGGUUGGAUUUCCUUGCCUUAGAAAACAAGAUGGGGUUGCUGCAUUUGAAGUGAAUGUGAUCAUAAUGAAUUCAGAAGGCAAUAUUAUUCUCCAGACCCCUCAGAAUGCCAUCUUCUUUAAAACCUGUCAGCAAGCGGAGUGUCCAGGGGGAUGCAGAAAUGGAGGAUUUUGCAAUGAAAGACAUGUCUGUGAAUGUCCAGAUGGAUUUUAUGGACCUCAUUGUGAGAAAGCACUGUGUGUUCCUCGCUGCAUGAAUGGUGGACUCUGCAUUACACCCGGCCUCUGCAUCUGCCCCCCAGGGUUCUAUGGCAUCAACUGCAACAAAGCAAACUGUACAACAACCUGUUUCAAUGGAGGGACGUGUUUCUAUCUGGGAAAAUGCAUUUGUCCUUCGGGCUAUGAAGGAGACCAGUGUGAAAUUAGUAAGUGCCAUCAGCCCUGUAGAAAUGAAGGCAAAUGUACUGGUAAGAAUAAAUGCAAGUGCUCCAAAGGCUACCAGGGAGACCUGUGUUCAAAGCCUGUCUGUGAACCCGGCUGUGGCCUGUAUGGCACCUGUGUGGAGCCCAACAAAUGCCAGUGCAAAGAAGGCUGGCAUGGGAGACACUGCAAUAAAAGAUAUGGAGCCAGCAGUCUGAGCGCCUUGAGGCCAGCAGGCAGCAAGCACAGGCAGCACAUGCCUUCACCAAAAAGGGCCGAGGAGAGGCAUGUUCCACUGGAAUCCAAUUAUAUCUGGUGAACUCCAACAUCUGAAAUGGUUCGUGUUACACAAAGUUCAUAGCCUUCAUUAACCUCUCAUGGAUUGAAUGUUAAAAUGCUGUUCAUUACAGUUAAGAUUACUGGCUGGAAUUUUAUUAGCUUCAUUAUAAACCACUGAGCUGAUAUUUACUAUUCCUUUUAAGUUUUAUAAAUACUUCUAUAGCAUGAUUAUAUAGGCUGCUUCUUUCAGUGCUUUGGAUGGUGUUUUGUACUAUACUUCAGUCAAGUUUAAACUUCCUGUUUUGAUUAUAUAGGUGCAAAUAUUUUCCAAAAAUUAAGUAACAAUUCUCAAGCAGAAAACCUUGUAGAAUCUUUUCAAUGACUACAGAUCUAAUUUGCCUAAGACUAAAGGUGCAUUUUACAAAUUUUUACAAAUGGUGUACUUAGACUUUUCCCUAAGAAAAAAAAUAAAUAAGUUGCCUAAUUUAAAAACUGAAUAAUCCAAUUUGAUGUUAUUUUUGGACAUAGAGUUUUGUCAAGUACUGUGUAUUAAAAAUACACUGCAGUGCUGCCAUUUAACCAACAUAAUAUAUUGUAAAGAAAGAAGAGCUGUAAUGUAUGAACUUUCUGCAUCAGCUUGAAGCAAUAUAAUAUAUUGUAAACAAAACAGCUCUUAUGUAAUAAGCUUUUUAUACUGAUGGUUACGUAUAAAAUAAAGAUGCUUCUUUAGUUUUUCGA